GAAAACCAAAAUUGAACCCUAUGAGUCUAUGACUGCAUCCCACAUUUUCACGUCUUCUAUUUCUCACUCUCACGAACAAAGCUAGCUCAAAGUUUGUUGUCGAUGAUGGCCAUACUCGCUUUAACAUUUUAGAGACUAAGCUCAGGAACCGUCUUUAAACUGAGACCAGGUGAUGGAUACUGGAGGAAAUUCCUUACCGUCUGGACCAGAUGGGAAGAAGCGAAAAGUGAGUUACUUCUAUGACCCAGAAGUUGGGAAUUAUUAUUAUGGGCAAGGCCACCCAAUGAAGCCACACAGAAUUCGGAUGACACAUGCUCUUCUUGCACAUUAUGGACUUCUACAGCAUAUGCAUGUCCUCAAGCCUAAUCCUGCAAGAGAUAAGGACCUUUGCAGGUUUCAUGCUGAUGACUAUGUUACUUUCUUGAGAAGCAUAACUCCAGAAACACAGCAAGAUAAUCUGAGGCAGUUGAAGCGAUUUAAUGUUGGUGAGGACUGCCCUGUUUUUGAUGGUCUCUACUCUUUCUGUCAAACUUAUGCAGGAGGUUCUGUUGGUGGGGCUGUGAAAUUAAACCAUGGACAUUGUGAUAUUGCUAUAAACUGGGCUGGUGGAUUGCAUCAUGCCAAGAAAUGCGAAGCUUCUGGUUUUUGCUAUGUGAAUGACAUAGUGCUUGCCAUAUUAGAGCUCCUCAAAGUGCAUGAGCGGGUUCUCUAUGUAGACAUUGACAUACAUCAUGGUGAUGGGGUUGAAGAGGCCUUCUAUACCACAGACAGGGUCAUGACAGUUUCAUUUCAUAAAUUUGGAGAUUAUUUCCCUGGUACUGGGGAUAUACGUGACAUUGGAUUUGGGAAGGGGAAAUAUUACUCUCUUAAUGUUCCACUAGAUGAUGGAAUUGAUGAUGAAAGCUAUCAGAUGUUGUUUAAGCCAAUAAUGGGUAAAGUGAUGGAAAUAUUUAAGCCUGGUGCAGUGGUGUUGCAAUGUGGUGCUGAUUCUUUGUCAGGAGAUAGAUUGGGCUGCUUUAAUCUCUCAAUUAAAGGGCAUGCGGAAUGUGUCAGAUAUAUGAGGUCUUUUAACGUGCCAUUGUUAUUGCUGGGUGGAGGAGGCUACACAAUUCGUAAUGUGGCUCGUUGCUGGUGCUAUGAAACGGGAGUUGCGCUUGGCAUGGAGCUUGACGACAAGAUGCCACAGCAUGAAUACUAUGAGUACUUUGGUCCAGAUUAUACUCUUCAUGUUGCCCCCAGCAACAUGGAGAACAAAAAUUCCCGUCCGGUGGUGGAAGAAAUAAGAUCAAAGCUUCUUGAUUAUCUCUCGAAACUUCAGCAUGCACCAAGUGUGCAGUUCCAGGAGAGGCCACCAGAUACUGAACUCCCAGAGGCAAAUGAUGAUCAAGAUGGUGAAGAUGAGAGGUGGGGUCGUGGUUCAGAUUUAAAUGAUGACGAGCGUAAACCUCUACCUGGACGAGUGAAGAGGGAGAUUAUUGAACCUGAAGCCAAGGACAUGGACGAAAUGAAAAUUGAUGAACGCCCAAGAGAAGCAGAGUUGGCAUUAGAACCAAACAUGAAGGGAUCAAGUUCAGCAAUGGCGGAAGAUCACCAAAUGGCGGGGAACUCAAGCAAGCCAUUUAGUCAACCAAUGGAUAUGAAUUUGUGAGUCAAACCUAGUAGACCCCUACCUUCCCAGAACACAGUAUGAUGUGCAAAUCAUAUUGUGGUUCAAUCAAUUCCUCUAAACUGUCACUUCAGGUAUUGAAUGGAGAAGCUGUUCUUGUCAUGUCUAUACUCUAUAUGCAUGUGUUCAUGCUCUAUAACUCUUCGGGGGAGAAUCUGGUUUUAACUAACAAUUUUCCCUCGAGUGUAUAAAGGCAGUUGAAACACUGAUUCAUCCUUGUAGAUCGAGAGUCAACAAUUGUUGUAUUCAUCAGUGUUGAGUUCGAAUCUAAUCCCAUAUCUCCUUUUACUUGGAUAUUCUAAUGUACCCUAUAUUUGCAGCAGCAAGUUCUCUAUUACUCAGUAUUUAUUUUUAUUUUGGAAAA
Ipomoea triloba (trilobed morning glory) is the source of this 2030-nucleotide messenger RNA. Its product is annotated as histone deacetylase 19-like. Gene Ontology annotation, molecular function: histone deacetylase activity. Lineage: Eukaryota; Viridiplantae; Streptophyta; Magnoliopsida; Solanales; Convolvulaceae. The transcript has 8 exons. The record is from RefSeq and is a predicted model, not a curated record. The coding region runs from base 173 to 1648 and encodes 491 amino acids.